This is a messenger RNA of Caenorhabditis bovis, 1650 nucleotides long. NCBI's taxonomy places the organism in Eukaryota, Metazoa, Nematoda, Chromadorea, Rhabditida, Rhabditidae. The record is from the annotation of a GenBank genome assembly.
AUGAAGAUUAAAGGAGCGAAAUCGAAAUCAGAUAAUAUUGAUGAUGAAAUCGGAAUUAUUCGAAAAGAAGUCCCAACUGUUAUUGUUGCUGAAAUUGUACGCAAAAGACUGAAAGAGAAACCAAGAGAAAUCGAUGAUCUAUGGGCAGUUUUCGGCAAAACCAACAUUUACUUUGGUUUGAACAUUUUUCUGAAUGCAAUCGUUUUUGCCAUUUUCUCACAAUUUGCUUCGACGCAUCGAUUGAUGAGAUACAAUCCUGCCGAGUUUACUUAUGUGCAUUGUGAUGGAAAAGUGGAGAAGUUUGAAUUUACAACUGCAAUUUCUCACGAUGGACAAGUGAUUCUGCGAAAUGGAAAAAUGUCGAUGGAAAGUACAGACCUUCUCAAAGCGAUGUCUGAUUUCUUCGCAAUAUUCCUUCUCCUGUUCUGUUCGCGAUUCAAAGCGAGCAAGGUGUUGCUGACCCUUGGAAUGCUGCUAGUGCUCGUCUUCGUCUUCUCGCGUGCUUCGUUCAUCGUUUUCACCGAUCGAGCGUCGUUCAUGUUGCUUCAUAUUCUCGCAAAUGCCAUCUCGAUAAUGGCACUCCAAUUAGCUCUUGAAGCGGCUCCUCCACAAUACCGAGUAAUGUCAAUCACCAUCGUCUACCUGAUGGCGUAUUGUUUGGAUAUCACACAACUGAUAAUCUUUGUGACGAGAAGAUCCGAGGAAAAGAUUUAUGCAGCCAUAAUGCUGCUGAUUGUCUUCGUCCUGGCAGCAUAUUCAAAGGGUGCGCCUUUCCAAUUUAUAAGAUCUGUCGUUUCGAGGGAUAUUGAUGCAAUUUCGGAGGUCAUCAAAAAAUAUGGAAUCGAAUCAAAAACAAAAUUUCUCGAUGCCGACGCUGUUGUCGAUGACAUUUUAUACCUCGGCUACUUUCCUGUUGGUUUUGUUGAUGCCGUGUCGCAUUUGAUUCAAAUUACUCCAUUUAUGAUCAAAUUGUUCACAUUGGUCAGCGCCUUAUUUCUGAAUAAUGUGACGAAGCAUUUCAAAGAAGGAUGGCGACGAGGAGUUUGUAGUCCUGGUGUCGUCGAAAUGCAUUUCAUCGAAUUAUUUUGCAGCUCGAUAGCCGCUGUUAUUUUUAUUAUAAUGAUCAAUUCAUUAGGUCGCAGAGUUACAAUCAUACUUUCGCUUCUCGCAUCGUUUUGCACAUUCGUGUUUCUCAAAACGAUUCCUUUGAUGUACUUCUCGACUUGCUGGAAUUCAGAAAGACCGAGCGAUGAGGGUUCGAUAACCGCCACGUUUCUGUAUUCGAUGUGGACCAUGUCGCGCACAAUAACCGAAAUUUCAUUGAUUUUGGUCACGUUCGAACAUAUUCCUGCAAUUUACCGCUCUUAUAUUUUCCCGGCAACAAUGUGCACCGAUGUUUUUGCACAUUUGGCGACCACAUCAUUUUAUAAUCUCGAAACGAUCACUGUGCAGGAAUUGUGUGUGAGCGGUGCUGGAGUUCUCUUUAUCGCCCUCAUCAUUGUCAUCAUUUUCAUUGACGACUCCGAGUUUUCGGCAAUGUCCGCUGCAGAAUAUGCUUGCUAUGAUUUGCCAUGGAAGCAACUUGACGGAACAUGGGUCACUCAUCAAACUCUCAUCGACAAGGCGAAUUUGGAAAAGAAAAAUGUCUAA